Molecule: messenger RNA, 234 nt
Organism: Rotaria sp. Silwood2
Lineage: Eukaryota; Metazoa; Rotifera; Eurotatoria; Philodinida; Philodinidae
Source: the annotation of a GenBank genome assembly
AUGACAAAUAUUGAUAUUCGUUUUUCAGGCUCUUAUCAUAUGUAUCGAAUUCAAUUUGUGGGUCCAGCUGUAGCUGUAUUCAUACUGAGUGUAGCAAUCAUAUUUAUUACACCACAAAUCAAACAAAUACUUAUAAAAUUAUCAUUUCGUAGAAGUCAAGUAGCAUCAAUGACGUUACCAAUGCGAAAAUUACUCCAUCCUGCUGUUCUUCUAGCGACACCAAUUCAAAUUUAA